Molecule: messenger RNA, 501 nt
Organism: Dioscorea cayenensis subsp. rotundata (Guinea yam)
Lineage: Eukaryota; Viridiplantae; Streptophyta; Magnoliopsida; Dioscoreales; Dioscoreaceae
Exons: 3
Coding region: 33-278 (81 amino acids)
Source: RefSeq, a predicted model, not a curated record
CCGGGUAGACUUUGAAGGAAAAUUGGAAGACGAUGUGCCCGUUGCGUCUGAUCCUUGUCUUCCUCUCGGCGACGCUUGCUGGAUACGUCGCUUGGAGAUCGAUCGGAUCGGCGCCCACUAUCUCAGAUAACGUUCCCGAGAACGAGGAUAACGCCGACGCUGUUGGUGCGAAGAAUGGAAGAAGGGUUGGACUGCGAAAGGCAAUUGGAGAUGGACUUUGGGUAUUCUGGGAUAUGGCCAGCGGGAGGUAUUUGUGGAAAGCUGUGCAGAGAAGGUGAUUGAAGGAUGUGUUGUGUUUUGUGGUCAGAAUCUACAAAGAGUUGGCUACUUGAGACCUGGGUUUCUCUUCUCCUAAAUUGGUUUGGGUUUAAGCACUUCCUUGUUCCUAAUUUUCAAGUUGUGACUUGUUGUACACUAGAAGACUGCUUUGUCAAUCCAUCUCUGAAUAUUUUAUCAGGUUCCAAUCCACAUUAAUGAAUCUUCUGUGGAUGUUCAUUGAAA